CGGGCUACAGCUGCGGGAGGGAGGGAGCGAGAGAGCGGCCGGUACCCAGCGCAGUGACAUGGCUCAGAAAUACGACGUGGUCGUGAUCGGGGGCGGCAUCUCAGGUCUCUCAGCAGCCAAACUGCUGACUGAGUCAGGCUUGAAUGUGGUGUUGCUGGAAGCCAAUGAUAGGGUUGGUGGAAGAACUUUCACUGUAAGGAAUAAGCAAGUUAAAUAUGUGGACCUUGGAGGAGCUUAUGUGGGACCAACACAAAAUCGUCUCCUGCGAUUAUCUAAAGAAUUAGGAAUAGAGACGUAUAAAGUGAACGAAGUGGAGCACCUGAUACAUCAUGUCAAGGGUAAGUCUUAUCCCUUCAAAGGUCCAUUCCCUCCUAUGUGGAAUCCAUUGGCCUACCUGGACUACAACAACUUGUGGAGGACCAUGGAUGAAAUGGGGAAGGAGAUUCCCAGUGAAGCCCCAUGGAAGGCUCCACAUGCAGAAGAAUGGGACAAAAUGACUAUGCAAGAUUUCAUAAAUAAAAUUUGCUGGACAAAUGCUGCCAAGAGUUUUGCAACUCUGUUUGUGAACGUGGAUGUUACUUCUGAGCCCCAUGAGGUCUCUGCCCUCUGGUUUUUGUGGUAUGUGAAGCAGUGUGGAGGGACAGCAAGGAUAUUCUCAACGACCAAUGGAGGACAGGAGAGGAAGUUUGUUGGAGGCACUAGCCAGAUCAGUGAGAAAAUAAUGGAGCGCCUGGGAGGCCGGGUGAGGCUGAGGAAGCCAGUCAUCCGUAUUGAUCAGUCGGGUGAAAGUGUUGUAGUGGAAACCUUAGAUCGUGAAUUAUAUGAGGGCAAGUAUGUGAUCAGUGCCAUUCCCCCAGCUCUUGGUUUGAAGAUUCAUUUCAACCCACCUUUGCCCCCAAUGAGAAACCAGCUCAUCAACCGAAUCCCUAUGGGCUCAGUCAUCAAGUGCAUCGUGUACUAUAAGGAAACUUUCUGGAGGAAGAAGGGUUAUUGUGGUACCAUGAUCAUUGAAGAUGAGGAUGCUGCAAUUGGUUUAACACUUGAUGAUACUAAGCCUGAUGGCAGCUUUCCUGCCAUAAUAGGCUUCAUCCUUGCUCGGAAGUGUAGAAGACUGACAGGUCUCACAAAAGAAGAAAGGAAGACAAGGCUUUGUGAGCUCUAUGCAAAGGUUCUGGGAUCAGAUGAAGCUCUACAUCCAGUACAUUAUGAAGAGAAGAACUGGUGUGAAGAGCAGUACUCUGGGGGCUGCUACACAGCCUACUUCCCACCAGGCAUAAUGACUCAGUAUGGAAGGAUUAUUCGGCAGCCAGUUGGUAGGAUCUAUUUUGCUGGCACAGAGACCGCUACAGAGUGGAGUGGAUACAUGGAGGGGGCUGUGCAGGCUGGAGAAAGAGCAGCCAGAGAGAUACUGUUUGCUAUGAGGAGAAUCCCAGAGAGUGAAAUUUGGAAGCCAGAACCUGAAUCAAUUGAUGUUCCAGCUUUGCCCAUCACUACAACCUUCUGGGAGAGGAACUUGCCAUCUGUGCCAGGACUGCUAAAGCUGAUUGGAUUUUCCACUUUCUUCACCUUUGUGACUGCAGCUGGGUUAUUUGCCUGUAAAAAGGGAUUGCUAGUUCGAAACUGAAAAAGCUGUGUCUUGCUGUGAUGAUGCUGUGGAGCUUAUCGCCACCAUGGGAUUAAAAAGAAGGAUUUGCUGCUGCUUUCUCGGCAUCUUCCACAUAAAAGGAAUAUAUGGCACUUCGUGCAUGUGGAUGCCAGUGUGAUGAGAACAUUGAUAAAUGUACGUAGAGAAUCAAGAUGCUUCCCCAUGGGUGGAGGGAAGUGUUAGCAGUGGCUUGCAUUUUUUGAAAUUCCUUUGUGCCAACCCUUCAAAGAGAGGAAUGAAGUCUGGUUUAAUGGGUAACCAGUCAUGAUAUAUUAUUAAUUUCUUAACAUGUUUGAUGAGAAAUCUGCUGUCAUGAAAGUUCCAGCUGUUUACCAGCUUCAUAAAAUGUAUUAUAGAACAACCAUGGAAAUAAUCGUAUUGUCUCUUAUGAACUGAUUUGUGUUAUCAUGCAUAUUUUGUAAGGCUCUUAGGAGUUCUGAUAGCAACUGUAUAUCACAAGGAAUGUUGGGUAAUGGCAUGAAAAUCUGUGUUAACCAAAGUGCUUGAAAGCUAACUGUAUGAACUACAAUAACAAGGAGGUGAGAGAUCUGAGGCAGCCCCUUGUCUUUCCUUUAACUACUGUGGUUUUUUUCUCAAUACUGAUUUUGACUCCAAAUAGCACAUCUACUGUCAGUACAACAGUAGAUGUUUGUAAAAGAUGUAUUAAUUACAAUUAAGUAUAUGCCUGAGCAUUGUCCAUCACUGAAACCCAAGGUCUGGAAUCGCUUUUGUGGGACUGUUGUUUCACUAAGGUAAAAUUUACAAAAGUGCAGAAAUUUUAGGUUUUUUUUUUUUUUGGAGACAUGAAAGAAAAAUAUUUUUGAGGAAGAGGAAAUUGCAUGUUCUCCAAAGGUACUUGGGUGCAAAAGGAAGCCAGGGUGAAAUGACAACAGAUCUGCCCCUGCUCUCAGGCAAGAAGCAAAGCCAUUUAAAUUGCAGAUUGCAAAUACUCACAAAUAAACCUGACCUGCAUUUAAAUGAACUAACAUUACCUCCCCCAUCUCCAUGACCUUAUGGUCACCUUGAUCUUACAAUCUGUUAUUCAAUAGAGAUAAAAAUGCGACAGCCAAAGCAGUCUUGCUUUCGAAGUAUCUCUGCAGUCAAGUUGUUUAGCCGUUGUCAUAGGCUGCCGCUUAUAGCGUGUCUCCUGUGGUCAUGUACAGGUCAGUGUUCAGUGAUGCCUGCCUCUGUGUUUUGGAAAAAAAAGAGUGACUUCACUGUGCAGGAAUAUAUAUACUGUGUGUGUGAUGAAUUUGUGCCUUUUAUAACUGUAGCAUAUUCUCAAGUGCCUCUGUGGUGACUGUCUCCCUUGGUUUCCUUCUUAAGCUCCUUUUUCAAUAGACUGCAGAUAUUUUUAUCUGACAGCUGUGAACUUUUUUUAACCUUAAUUAGAAUCAAUAAAUAUUGUCAUGUCACA
This is a messenger RNA of Melopsittacus undulatus (budgerigar), 3062 nucleotides long. RefSeq names its product amine oxidase [flavin-containing]. Gene Ontology annotation, molecular function: primary methylamine oxidase activity; flavin adenine dinucleotide binding. Lineage: Eukaryota; Metazoa; Chordata; Aves; Psittaciformes; Psittaculidae. The transcript has 16 exons. The record is from RefSeq and is a predicted model, not a curated record. Gene Ontology annotation, cellular component: mitochondrion. Bases 59 to 1624 code for a protein of 521 amino acids.